GAGAAUCUCACAAAAGCCUCCGUCCUCCUCUCCUUGUUCCUCAACCUCUUCACCAAGUCUCACUUCUUUCAGUUUUUUUUUCUUAUAUAUAUAAAAAAAUUAGAAAAAAUCUUACCGGUUAAGAAACCCUAAUUCUGUCUGGGCCGUAGUUUUUUUCUCCAUUGCUAAUUUCAAAAACCCUACUUCUUUUAAUCUCAUUAUAAUCACUUAAUCUGGUGAUUAAUUUUCCCACAAGCACUUUGAGGUAAGCCUAAAAGAUCUCUGGUUAAUAAUAUAUUAAGUAUUUAAUCAAAUUCAUUAUUAAGUUGUUAUUCGGAUUUAAACAAGUGUUAAUCUGAUCAUCAACUAGGGUUUUAGUGGGUUUAACGAACAAUUAUGGAUGAUUUAGAAAAGGCAAUACUUAUAAGUUUUGAUGAAUCUGGAGCAGUUGAUUCUGCUCUUAAAGCACAAGCAGUUGGUUAUUGUCGACAAAUUAAAGAAACUCCAUCAAUUUGUAGUAUAUGUAUUGAGCGUUUAUGCUUUUCGAAAUUGGUACAAGUUCAGUUUUGGUGUUUACAAUGCCUGCACGAGGUUCUUCGGGUUCGGUAUUCGUCUAUGGGUGUAGAGGAGAAAUCGUUUAUUCGAAAAUCUGUGUUCUCGUUGGCGUGUUAUGAGAGCAUUGAUGAUAAGAAUUUGGUAAGGGUUUUGGAUGGUCCAGCUUUUAUUAAGAAUAAACUUGCUCAAGUUAUGGUUACUUUAAUUUAUUUCGAGUACCCGAUGAUAUGGCCUUCGGUAUUUGUUGAUUUUUUGUCGAAUCUUAGUAAAGGUGUUAUCGUUAUUGAUAUGUUUUGUCGAGUUCUUAAUGCAUUGGAUGAAGAAGUGAUUAGUUUGGACUAUCCAAGAAGCCAAGAGGAGGUGGCUAUAGCUGGGCAAAUUAAGGAUGCGAUGAGGCAGCAGUGUAUAUCUCAGGUUGUUAGGGCUUGGUACGAUAUUCUGUUAAUGUAUAGGAAUUCGGAUCCGGAUUUGUGUUGUAGUGUUUUAGAUUCUAUGAGGAGGUAUGUUUCGUGGAUCGACAUAGGUUUGAUAGCAAAUGACGCGUUUGUUGGGUUGUUAUUUGAGUUGAUGUUGGUGAGUGGUUUUCCUUGUCAACUCAGAGGUGCCGCUGCUGGUAGCAUCCAUGCUGUUGCUGCUAAGCGUAUGGAUCCGAAAGCAAAACUCACUCUUUUGCAGAGCCUUCAGAUUAGAAAGGUUUUUGGUUUGGUAGCAGAGGAUAAUGACAUCGAGUUGGUAUCAAGUGUUGCUUCUUUGCUUACGGGAUAUUCAACUGAGGUUUUGGAAUGUUUGAAGCGUUUGAACUCUGAGGAUGGAAAAGCUGUCCCAACUGAACUAUUGAAUGAGGUUUUGCCCUCUGUUUUCUAUGUAAUGCAAAAUUGUGAAAUUGAUGAAACUUUCAGUAUUGUGCAGUUCCUCUCUGGGUAUGUUGGCACAUUGAAGAGUCUGGUUCCAUUGACCGAGACACAGUCACUUCAUGUAGGCCAGAUACUGGAAGUUAUUCGGUCUCAAAUCCGAUUUGACCCUGCUUAUCGUAAUAACCUCGACGUGUUGGACAAAUUAGGGAAGGAAGAGGAAGAUCGGAUGACUGAGUUUAGGAAAGAUUUGUUUGUUCUACUUCGGAGUGUGGGCCGUGUAGCACCUGAUGCAACUCAGAUUUUCAUAAGGAACUCCUUAGCUAGUGCUGUUGCAUCUAAUGUGGAUGUGGAUGUUGAGGAGAUAGAAGCUGCACUCUCUCUUCUGUAUGCCUUUGGGGAAUCACUUAAUGAUGAAACCAUGAAAACAGGAAAUGGUCUCUUGGGAGAACUAAUACCAAUGCUUUUGUCGACGAAGUUUCCUUGCCACAACAACAGGCUUGUUGCACUUAUCUACUUGGAAACAGUUACGAGGUAUAUGAAAUUUUUUCAGGAGAACACACAAUACAUUCCCUUGGUUUUAAGUGCCUUUCUUGAUGAAAGAGGGAUACAUCAUCCAAAUAGCAAUGUGAGUCGAAGGGCAAGUUAUCUUUUCAUGAGGAUUGUGAAGCUGCUCAAAGCAAAGCUUGUACCUUACAUAGAGACAAUUCUGCAGUUUCUGAACUCCUCACUUGAUAUGUUCAUUCAGAGUUUACAAGAUACAGUUGCUCAAUUCACAACAAUUUAUGCUGCCUCCAAGGAGCUUUCAGGUUGUGAAGAUGGUAGUCACAUUUUUGAGGCGAUUGGCUUAUUAAUUGGAAUGGAAGAUGUACCACUUGAAAAGCAAUCAGAGUACUUAACGGCGUUGCUUACUCCUCUUUGUCAGCAGGUUGAGGCUAUGCUUUUAAAUGCCAAAGCUCAGAAUCCUGAAGAGUCUCCAGAAAAGAUCAGAAAUAUCCAGCAGAUAAUUAUGGCCAUUAAUGCUCUCAGCAAGGGUUUUAGCGAGCGUCUUGUAACUGCCAGUCGUCCUGCAAUUGGUCUCAUGUUUAAACAGACAUUGGAUGUCCUCCUACGUAUUCUUAUCAUAUACCCAAAGCUAGAACCUUUGCGGUGCAAGGUCACAUCAUUCAUUCACCGCAUGGUGGACAUACUAGGAUCGUCUGUAUUUCCAUAUCUACCAAAGGCACUGGAGCAAUUGCUAGCCGAAAGUGAGCCGAAAGAACUGGCAGGAUUUCUGCUGUUGCUUAAUCAGCUUAUCUGCAAAUUCAACACUGGAGUUGGAGACAUUCUGGAGGAAGUUUACCCUGCUAUUGCUAGUAGAGUAUUUAAUAUUCUCCCUAGAGAUGCUUUCCCUACAGGUCCUGGAAGCAAUACAGAGGAAAUCCGUGAGCUACAGGAGCUUCAGAGGACGUUUUACACUUUCCUUCACGUGAUUGCUACACAUGAUCUGUCAUCAGUUUUCCUAGCCUCCAAAAGUAGGGCUUACUUGGAUCAGAUGAUGCAGCUGAUAUUGCAUGCAUCCUGUAAUCACAAGGAUAUUCUUGUUCGUAAGGCAUGUGUACAGAUAUUUAUAAGACUAAUCAAAGACUGGUGCGCGAGUCCUUAUGGUGAAGAAAAGGUGCCUGGUUUCCGAAGUUUUGUGGUGGAGGCCUUUGCAACCAACUGUUGUCUGUACAGUGUCCUUGACAAAUCCUUUGAGUUCCGUGAUGCAAAUACACUUGUUCUUUUCGGCGAGAUUGUAUUGGCUCAGAAGGUCAUGUUUGAGAAAUUUGGCAAUGAUUUUCUUGUUCAUUUUUUAUCAAAAAGCUUCCAAAGUGCUCAUUGCCCUCGGGAUUUGGCUGAGCAGUAUUGUCAGAAAUUGCAGGGUAAUGAUAUUAAAGCACUGAAAUCAUUCUACCAGUCACUUAUUGAAAAUCUGAGACGUCAACAAAAUGGAAGCUUGGUGUUUAGAUAGCAUUUCCGUACAAUGAGAUCAAUCACUAUAUUGUUGCCGAUUUGCUUCUUGUUGUAACCAGUUGUCCUGGUUAAUUAAUUUUUUCAAUAGGGUUCUUUCUGUAAAUAUUGUUUGUUGGAGUCUCAUGGACAGCGGGGUGUAAAUUUGCGGAUGCAGUUUCUUGAUAUGAAGAUGUUAAUUUAUCACACAAUUUUGCUGCUCAUGACGGUGGAGGCGGCUGCUGAAGGCGUUUUUGUGUAAAUGUAUUUAUUUUUACAGCGCCUUGAGGGAUUUUUGUUUUACAACGCCUUUGAAUGGCUUUCUGGUACCGUCUUCUUUUUAACAUUGAAAAGUUUUCUGUUAGUUCUAUAUGUGCCUUUAAAUCUGCAGGUGGGUUGGGACUUUUAGUGGGGGUGUGGCGGGCAGGGUGGUUACCAAUGUUGAUUUUUAGCAUCUUCAGUUUAGAUCUACUGAUAUGCAGAUUUGUUCUGUGGCACUGAGAGUUCUAUUGGGUGCUGCCAGUGUUUGCAUAAAGUAGUGCAUUUUGAUUGUAUUUAGGCCAUCGUUUUAUUUUGGUUCAAAAGUUAGGUUUGUUAUUUUGUACAUCGACGUGUGAUUCUCGAAUAAAGAUCAGUUUAACAA
This is a messenger RNA of Capsicum annuum, 3999 nucleotides long. RefSeq names its product exportin-T. Bases 376 to 3378 code for a protein of 1000 amino acids. Gene Ontology annotation, molecular function: small GTPase binding; tRNA binding. Lineage: Eukaryota; Viridiplantae; Streptophyta; Magnoliopsida; Solanales; Solanaceae. The transcript has 15 exons. The record is from RefSeq and is a predicted model, not a curated record. Gene Ontology annotation, cellular component: nuclear pore; nuclear matrix; cytoplasm. Gene Ontology annotation, biological process: tRNA re-export from nucleus.